GGCCUUCUCGUCUUCUGCCAUUCCAAGGUAGAAGAAGAAGGGCAUCUUCAAGAGGGAGGAGGAGAAGCGGUGAUCGAAAGGAGCCAGCCGCGGCUUGCUUGCUACAGCCAGACCAGAGAUGUGGAGCAGCGUCAAGAAGCAGCAGGAACCAGUGAGGCGGUACGUCAGAUCCCGGGUUCCCAGGAUGCAAUGGACGGCCGAGCUCCACAGCAGCUUCCUGCAGGCCAUAGAGUCCCUCGGCGGAGAGCCCAAUGCUACCCCUAAGCGGGUUCUUGAGGCCAUGGGUGUGAAGGAGCUUACCAUAUCCCACGUCAAGAGCCAUCUCCAGAUGUACAGAGGUCCGAGCACUCGCAAGGACAAGAAAGAGGCGCAACCACAACCACAGCCGCUGCAAAGGAGGCACUCAUGUGCCGCUGAUGAGCAAGGAUGCGGAGGCCCCAAGCCCUUCAUGUGCCCACCUCUGAAAAGGGCCAGGACGACGGGGACAGUGGCCGCGCAUAAAGGCAUGCAAGGAAGCAAAGGAAUCAGUGAGACCAAGACCAGCGGCGCUGCCAACCAGUACUGCAUUGAUGAUUACAUGCAAGCCAUGGCCAUGGAGAGGAGAAUAAAGGAGGAGGGCCUCAGCGGCUGGCAGAGGGAUGCCGCUCCUGCCGCUGCUGUUUCCAGCCUCCAGACCGUGGGAUGUUUGGAGCAAGGAUCUGCCCUGGCUGGCGACUUUAAGCAGAUAAUCAAACCAGAAGCACGCUACUGUUAUCCUGGCCUCGCGGUGAAGAAGCAAGACCUCAAGGAGGAGAAGCCGGAGAAGGAUAGCAGCGGGACGGAGCAAUGCGCCCUCUCGCUGUCCCUUGGCACGGACCCAAAAUGCUUCCGCGCCGUCUCGUCGUCGUCGCCGAGCGAAGGCAGCUGCAUCAUCUCGUCGUCGCCGCCGAGGAGGAGCUCCAGCCACUGCUCCGGGCACUCGGGCUACUUGGACGCCCAGGGCGUCAACCUGGAGCUCUCCCUGUCCAUCUGCGGGUCCUAAGACGGCCGGCAGAAAUUUUGCACAUCGAUCUCUCUGUCUGUCGCUCGUCUGGUGCACGAUGGUGUUAGGAUGGUAAGCAGGUCGUUAGUUUAGGGCCGUAUGCUGUUCAGUGAUGCUUGGAGUUAGCAGGGUUGCCGGCAAGUGGAAAAGCUAUCUAGUUCUAGCUCCCACCUUUGAGAGUGUCACUAUUGCGAUCGAGGGAGAUUCUUGCUUGCCUCCACUACAUCUUUUCCUUUGUCUGAAGCUGUUUGAUCGUGUCAAGGGUAGGUUUUCCGGAGUAGGCAGGGAGAAGUAGCAGUGUUCUUUCUUGGUGCAUCAUGCUUGGGCAAGGAGUUGAUAAGGACAAGGGCGCCUUGCAGGGCCGCAGGUCAAAAGUGUGGUGGUGCCAUCAUGUUGUUUCUACUUGCUACUACAGUAGUACUAGUCUA
Hordeum vulgare subsp. vulgare (domesticated barley) is the source of this 1449-nucleotide messenger RNA. Its product is annotated as myb family transcription factor MOF1-like. The transcript has 6 exons. NCBI's taxonomy places the organism in Eukaryota, Viridiplantae, Streptophyta, Magnoliopsida, Poales, Poaceae. The coding region runs from base 119 to 1021 and encodes 300 amino acids. The record is from RefSeq and is a predicted model, not a curated record. Gene Ontology annotation, molecular function: DNA-binding transcription factor activity; DNA binding.